CCGACCACCAGCUACCGAAGGUCAAAAGAAGCAUAAAACCUGGUUAUGAUGAGUGAAUCAACACUAGUCCCCCAGGCACCUGUGCCGCGAAUACUUGCGCUCAUUGACGCUUUACUAAUUUUUUUCAUUCUAUAUCCGUUGGUUUGUUGAACGUUUAUGUAGUCGCGGGUGAUCAAAACGUCAAUCCAUUUGCAUAUCUAUCCCAAUAUGACGUUCAUUAUAAGAGCAACAACGCCCCUGGUAUUCUUUUAUCUAUUCGUCAUAUCGGAUUCAGCGACCAUAAAGCAAUCGUUCAACGACAGCGCUUUGGUGUCCGCAAGAUCUGGCCGUUCCAACGGCGGACGCAGAGGGAACCGAUACAGCGUCGAUUCGUCCGGCGCGGGAAACAUCAAACCGGAAAACUCGGCCGAAACGAGAUACGACAACGGUCAAAGCAAUUUGGAAAAACGAUGCAUAAAAUGCGUCUACUACAACCCUCCACCGUCAUUCAGAGAUUCCAGGGAAAGAUACGGAGGUGGAGGGGGUUACGACCACUACGGAAGGGACUAUGGGUCUGAGGGCUUUGACAAGAGAUACGACAGGGACUAUUACGACAGAAGGCGGGACAAUAACCGACGGCCUGACUACUACGACAGAUACGACGAUUCGUACGAUAGGGAUGGUUAUUACGGGGAUGGUGGUGGGUACGAUCGUGGAGGAUACAGGGGAGGCUACGACAGUGGCGGGUAUCCACCGAGUGGUAGAGGCGGAGGUUACGACAGGGACGAUUACCCUCGGGGAAGUGAUAACAGCUAUUACGGUCAAGAUCGAGCCUCUUACGACCGAAAUAGAGACCCAUAUGACCACGGUUAUGACCGGGGUGGACAAGAGUACGAUCGUGGCAACUAUUACAAGGGUGGCUACGAUCGUGCCGGUCACGACAGGGGUGGUUAUGGUUAUGCCGAUUACGACCAAGGCAGAAACUAUGACAGCAACAGGAGUGGAUACAGGAACUAUGGAGGAGACGAUGGUGAUGGCUACAAACGAUAUGGAGGAGGUAGAGAAUAUGACGAUUAUGAUAGCAGGGGAGGCGGUGGGGGUGAUUACGACAGGGGCGGAUUCAGACCUUGGGACGACACAACUAGGGGAAGCUCCGGGUGGGACAAUCGAGGCAGAGGAUACUAUUUUGCUACUGGAAAACCUGAGUACGAUUCUGGAUAUGCUGGAAGGUGGCCUUACGGGUCAGGUGGAGGUGGAAACGGGGGAAGGAGGUGGCAACAGGAUGAUGAAGGAUACAGAAGACGAACAAGCUAUUUACAUGAUAGAGACGAGUCUUCAACUUCUUUGGUUUCAAACCAUAAAAGUAACGAUACCACCAGUACUGCCAACAAUAAUAAUAACGACGAAAAUAUGAAUAAUAAGAAAAGUGAUAGCUAAUUGAUUCUGUUAUCUACAAUUUUCUAGUGUAUUUGUAUAUAAAUAUAUAAUAUUUACUAGUGUUAUAGAUUAACGAAAGAGUGAUUGAUAAAUAGUCCAUCAGAAUUAAUUUUUAUUAAAAAAAAAAAACAAAUUAAAUAAGAACUAAACGUUUUGGACAAAGUGCUUCACAUAGACUUUACUAUUUCUAAUGUUGAAUUUGGAAAUAAUUGGGAAUCUCAGUAUUAUUUUAUUUAAUCCUUUGUAUUACAUCCAUAUCAUACAUCAUAUAGUUAUUUAAAUAAUUAAUCUUUAAAUCAAAACGUUGUAAACUUUAAUAAACUUAUACUUAACUCAUUUCUUUACAAUAAACCUUUUUAUUUAUGUAUAUCUAUAUUAAUAAGUGGUUUAUUUGCAUUAUUUUGAACACAAUAAACAUUAAAAACCCAAAUCUUAUUACUGUUGACAUUAUAUUAUGUCUAUUGCAGGGUGUUUCUGUAUUACCUGAUUACUUAGUUAUUAGAACAUAUCAUGUCUAUAAUCAACACAAUAAACAAUUGAAAAAAGUAGUUUUGACCCUGAUAUCUAUAAAACAUCGAAUGGACAAUACAAUUGAAAUGUGUACUACGUAAAUUACUGUUAGAAUAAAAUUAUUGAAAGCAUCAUCAACUACUAUUCUUCAUAAUUCGCGUAAAUAAUUGCUUCAACCGUGAAGAGGUGGUAGUUAAGGUU
Molecule: messenger RNA, 2127 nt
Organism: Agrilus planipennis (emerald ash borer)
Lineage: Eukaryota; Metazoa; Arthropoda; Insecta; Coleoptera; Buprestidae
Product: TATA-binding protein-associated factor 2N
Exons: 4
Coding region: 208-1416 (402 amino acids)
Source: RefSeq, a predicted model, not a curated record